Messenger RNA from Racocetra fulgida, 566 nucleotides. Lineage: Eukaryota; Fungi; Glomeromycota; Glomeromycetes; Diversisporales; Gigasporaceae. The record is from the annotation of a GenBank genome assembly.
UAAAAAUCAAAAAUCAUUUACUUUUGAGGGUUGAUUAUCUUAACAGAUUUAACAUAUUUCUUACAAAGCAUGUGGGGUUUUCGAACACUUUUAUUGAAUCAAAUUUACGAAGAAUCGCAGUUUUUCCCAAAGAGGUUCCGCCACCAGAUCAAGAUGAAAAGAUUUCUUUUUUAUUACGAACGAAACGUAUUCCUGAGAUUGAAGAAGAAGAGGAAACUAUAAAACAUAAUGUUUCUAUCGAUGAAGAUUUAUAUCAGGAUGAAAAAGACGCUAUUGUUGAUAUGAAUGACGAAACAAAAUGGGAUAAAUUAUUAAAUGAAUGGAUGUCACGGUACAAUGAACAUGCAAAGGUUGCAUUGGCUGCGUCAGAAUUUUCCGAGAACGUAAUUGGAGAAAUCAAUGUAAAAUCAAGAAUAGAAGACAAUGAAACCGAUUCUAAUUUAACUACCGAAGAAACUGGAUCUCAGGGUGAUCUUACUUUGGAGAAGCUAGUGCUCCACAAAAGAUCCGGUCCAUCCGCCCGCCCGCCCGGAUCCGUGAGCGGACCGGGUUCGGACCCUUAUUGA